This is a messenger RNA of Camellia sinensis, 1170 nucleotides long. Lineage: Eukaryota; Viridiplantae; Streptophyta; Magnoliopsida; Ericales; Theaceae. The record is from RefSeq and is a predicted model, not a curated record.
AUGGGUAAAGGUAUGUGGAAUUAUGUUAUUGGUGUAACUACUCGACCAUUAGAAUCCAAAGAAACUGAAGCUGAUGUUGCUAAAUGGGAUAAGGAAAAUGCACAAAUUCUUACUUGGUUUCAUAAUUCAGUUCAAACCACCAUUGGUAUGAAUUUCUCCAAGUAUUUUACUUCUAAACAAGUUUGGGACUAUUUGAAAACUAUGUACCUUGAGUCUAACUUUGCCAAACAGUAUGAACUUGAGAUGUCCAUUCGCAGUGCUAGUCAGAAAGAUAAGUCCAUUCAGGAAUUUUAUAAUGAGAUGACUACUUAUUGGGAUCAGCUUGCUCUAAUGGAGCCAUCAGACUUGCAGUUACUUGACAGUUAUACCAAGUAUCGGGAGAAGCAACGUCUUGUUCAGUUUCUUAUGGCCCUUCGUGAUCAGUUUGAGCCACUUCGGGGCGCUAUUCUUCAUCGGUCCCCCUUGUCUUCUGUUGAUGGUGCUGUCCGUGAGCUUAUUGCAGAAGAAACUCGCUUUAAGGUGGCUCAUGGUACUCCUCAUUCCCAAUCAGUGUUUGCCACUCCUCCGCUCUUGCCAACCCCACCAUCUUCUUUAUUUCAAGUUACUGGUAAGCCCAAGCCUCGGGUUUCUAUGGAUGAGUGCAGCUUCUGUCAUCAGAAAGGUCAUUGGAAACAUGCUUGUCCUAAGCUGGUGCAGCCCAAAGGCCGUUCACCUGGUCCACCAUCCUCUAAGCCGACAUCUUCGGGAUCUCGCUCAUCUGCCGCCUUUUCUGCAUCAGUUUUUGAGAAUGGUCUAUCUUCCAAUAUGCAGUCUAUGUUUGAGCAGUUCAAGUCUUUCAUGGUGGCCAAUCCAACUCUUUCAUCCCAGGCUUCCGCUAUGACUACCACUCAAUUAGGUUUGUCUGGUUCAUCAUCCUCAGGUAAUAUCCACACUUCGUGGAUCUUUGAUUCUGGUUGUUCACAUCAUAUGACCCCUGUUGCAUCUCUCCUUAGUAAUUGUGUCUCCCCUCCUUCUCCUAUCACUAUUGGGCGUAGAGUUGGAGAACUAUAUAUCUUGGACAGCUUACAUGUUCCUUUAGAUGUGUCUUCUACUGCAUUGUCUUCUUUUUGUUUAAACAAUAAGUCCUCUCAUUUUAUAUUUGGCAUUCUAGGUUAGGUCAUUUGUCGAGUG